CCUUGUAAACCCUCCUCUCUCUCUCUCUACUUUAAUCCAAAAAACUCUCCACGAAAAUCGAAAAAUCUCUACUCGUUUCCGGAAGAAGAUGACUGGAGUUGAUGAUGACAAGGAGUUCAAAGAGGAAACCGUGAUUCUCAGCGACGACGACAGUGAGGUGGAAGAAGUUAAAGACGGAGGAGAAGAAGGCUCCGACGAGGAAGAAGAAGAAGAAGUCGAUGGAAGUGAAGGUGACGAUGAUGAGGAAGAUGAAGACGACGACGAGGUCCAGGUUUUGCAGUCCCUAGGUGGGCCUCCGGUACAGUCGGCUGAAGACGAAGAUGAGGAAGGAGAAGAAGACGGAAACGGAGACGAUGAUGAUGAUGAUGACGAUGACGACGACGAUGACGACGACGAGGACGACGAAGAUGGUGAAGAUGAGGAGGAUCUUGGGACUGAUUACCUAGUGAGGCCAAUUGGUCGGGCUGAAGAUGAAGAGGAUGCGAGUGAUUUCGAGCCUGAAGAGAAUGGUGUGGAGGAAGACAUCGAUGAAGGUGAAGAUGACGACGAGAAUGAUAACUCGGGUGCGGGAAAAUCUGAGGCUCCUCCCAAGAGGAAGAGAGGAGCUGCUGAGGAAGAGGAAGAGGAGGAUAGUGAUGAUGAAGAUGAUGCAAGACCUCCGAAGAGGUAGUUUUCGAGGAAUUUGACAACAACAGCAUGGUUCAAACAAACAGAUAGAGAGCGUUAUGGCUUUUUUUUUUAAAAAAGAAAAUUUGGAGUCGUGAGAUUUGAAUCAUUGGUUGGGGUUCAUGUAAGUUUAUUAUGGAGCAAGACUUAGUAGUUUAAGUUGAGUAGGGGCUUUUUUUUUUUUUCUUUCUCAUUUUAUGCAAAUGUUGUUUCUUUUUCUAGUGAGUCAAUAACCAAUGUUUCUGGAACGAUUUGCUGUCUAAUGCUAUUUCUCUAUCAGUUUGUUCUGUUUCUUUUUUAGAUUGUGUAAAAGUCUAGUGUUAAAGUCUUUUCUUUUUGUA
This is a messenger RNA of Brassica rapa (field mustard), 1007 nucleotides long. Its product is annotated as nucleolin. The record is from RefSeq and is a predicted model, not a curated record. NCBI's taxonomy places the organism in Eukaryota, Viridiplantae, Streptophyta, Magnoliopsida, Brassicales, Brassicaceae.